AUGGCGUUUUGGGACUUGGAAGACGAGCUAGGGUUUGAAGCAGAGAAAAUAGAGAACGGAAAAUCUAAUAGUUUCGAGCUAGGGAAGAAAGAAUGGAUCAAAAAUGUUGUUGAAUAUUUGCAAGUAACGGAGGAAGAAUUUCAAGCUAGGGAAGAAAGAAGGGAGGAAGAAUUUCGUGCUAGGGAAGAAAGAAUGGAUCAAAAAUGGGCGAUGAUUAUGGCACGGAUAAGCAAAUUUGAAAAAGGUGGUCCUUCUAAAACCAGUGAUGAAGAAGGUUGUGGUGAUUUGGAGAAUGACUCACAAGAAGAUGGUUCUGAUGAUGAAGAAGAUGAUGAAGAUGAUGAGUUCAGUAAGAAUGAAUUAUGA
Prosopis cineraria is the source of this 366-nucleotide messenger RNA. RefSeq lists its product as uncharacterized. The record is from RefSeq and is a predicted model, not a curated record. The transcript is spliced from 2 exons. The coding region runs from base 1 to 366 and encodes 121 amino acids. NCBI's taxonomy places the organism in Eukaryota, Viridiplantae, Streptophyta, Magnoliopsida, Fabales, Fabaceae.